Messenger RNA from Lampris incognitus (smalleye Pacific opah), 2782 nucleotides. It is a transcript of the gene siral1, whose product is annotated as family with sequence similarity 118 member B. The record is from RefSeq and is a predicted model, not a curated record. The transcript has 8 exons. Bases 646 to 1770 code for a protein of 374 amino acids. Lineage: Eukaryota; Metazoa; Chordata; Actinopteri; Lampriformes; Lampridae.
UGAUGAGCUGUGCGUCGUUUCACGUCGGGGCCAAAACUUCAAGCUGGGGCAGAGCCCAACUUGUGCCCUGCCAAAGCUCCUGUAAUGUCUCUGGCAUUAUCUCAGUCACAAUGAACCGGCUUUGUAUUAGUACGACUGGGCGUCCAUCAUUACCACAGGCGCUGAUUUGAUCCGCUCCCCGGCGUCUAUUAGUCACACACGCGCAGUUUCCAGAGCAGCAGGAAAUCUGAUGAGAGGUGGCCGCCUUGUUUACACAGAGGGAAUCAGCUGGGAAUGUCAUUUUGCUGGAUCUGUUCACAAUAAGCUAGCUACCGCAACGCUGUCGCUUUCCUGCCGUCGACAUGUCGACCACAAGCUAAGCGAAGCAGACGAGAAGUAACGGCGCUUGAUAGCGUCAAUAGUUUCAGUUAACUCCGUCCGUCGUUUGGGAUGCAGAAGCUAACCAGCAUUACUCGACGCUAACGUUACACUUCAAGCUAAUUCGAUUUUUUUCUUUUGAAGUUUUCUCCGUGAGUUUUAGUUCAGUUAGCCGGUUAGCAGCUCUAGUUAGCUUGACAUUCAUUGAGAUUGGACUCGUUUCCUCGCCGAGGUGGAGGACGUCGUGCCCGAAGAGAAGCACUUAUUGGAAGUUUACCGGGCAGCUGAAUGGCCUCUGUUGUAGCAGUGAAAACUGAGAAGCGACCUGCAGCAGAUUCUCAGGAUGUGGACUCUAAUGCAAAGAAGCCCAGGAUUUGGGAAGCACCAUCAGUGGAACCAUCAUCACUCAAUCUCUGCCUGCCCCAAAGGAAACUGCUGCCCAGCCUGAAGACUAAGCGGGCCCCAGAGCUGGUCUUGGUGAUCGGCACAGGGGUGAGCUCUGCAGUUGCCCCCCAGGUUCCUGCUCUUCGCUCCUGGAAGGGUCUUAUUCAGGCUUUGCUUGAUGCAGCCAAUGACUUUGACCUUCUAGAGGAAGAGGAAAGCCGGCGAUUCCAGAAGCACCUGCAGGAUGAUAAAAACCUGGUGCAUGUGGCCCAUGACCUCAUCCAGAAACUCUCCCCAAGAACGGGCAAUGUGCGGUCCACCUUCUUCAAAGACUGCCUGUAUGAGGUGUUUGACAACUUGGAGUGUAAGAUGGAGCACGCAGGGAAACACCUACUGCGCUCGGUGCUGCAGCUAAUGGAAAGUGGUGCACUGGUCCUCACUACUAAUUUUGACAACCUCCUGGAGAUCUAUGCUGCUCACCAGGGCACCAAGCUGGAGUCUCUGGACCUCACAGAUGAAAAGAAAGUGUUGGAGUGGGCUCAGGAGAAGCGGAGGUUAAGUGUCCUGCACAUCCAUGGUGUUUACACUAACCCCAGUGGCAUUGUACUGCACCCUGCUGGCUACCAGAAUGUACUGAGGAAUACCGAGGUCAUGCGUGAGAUCCAGAAGCUGUAUGAGACCAAAUCGUUUGUGUUCCUGGGCUGCGGUCGCACUGUGGACGACACCACCUUCCAGGCUCUGUUUCUAGAGGCGGUCAAACACAAGUCAGACCUGGAGCACUUCAUGCUGGUACGCCGCGAGGAUGUGGGCGAGUUUAAAAAGCUGCGCGACAACAUGCUGGACAAGGGCAUCAAGGUCAUCUCCUAUGGAGAUGAGUACGGCGACCUGCCCGAGUACUUCGAGAGACUGGCCAAUGAAAUCUGCAACCGUGAUGUAUCUACCAAUGGCUGGGGGUCACCUUCACAAAAUGGUGAGGAACAGCAGAAUGGCUUUAACACACAGAAAAGCCUCCUGCAAGAUCAUUCUUGACAGGCUCAAAGUCGGGAUCAAUAUCAGUCAUUUUCCUCUACAGCUCCUUUUUAAAUGGGUCAAUCUACUCCCUCCCAGUACUUCCCAGGUCUCAUUUCACUCAAGGGACUUGUGAACCCAGGAUCAUAUGGGGCCAGAGGAGAGACUCAUAGGCUCUUGUCCAUCACUUCACAAAUGUCUGGGUUAGUUUUAUCUUGGUUCUUGUUUAAAAGGGAAGAGGUCUGUGAAUGGAAUAGUCAACACCACCUCCCAUCUUGAAAAGUCCUGGUGAACUUGCUGUAUGGAAAUGUUUCUUACACCCCAAAUUUCUGGAUUACUGAUAUUUCAGAUGGGGAUGUAAAAAUUAACAGGAUGUUUGUAUAAGGGGCUGAACAGAGGGAAAAUGUGGAAUUAUAAUUUCUUGCCAUCAUUGGAUAAAAAGGAUUCCCACGCUGGAUUGGAUUGAAGUUCAUUGACAGAACUUAAGAACUAAUGCUCCGCAUUGAUUGGUCUUUUGGUUUUGACCUGUAACAUGCAUUGGAGAACGAGUGUACCUCAACAGACCUACAACUUGACCUAUGAACCUCUAUUCCAGACAUUCGGUUGGUGUGAACUAUGAUGCACACCAUGUGUACUAAACUGAAAAUUAGUCUGUAUUUUUAUGUAGAAUGUAUAAAAUGCUUCUCUGAUGCUUAACUUAAAACCAGGAAACUUAUUUGCACACCGCCGUUUGUGGUGGGGGUACUGAUGCUUGUUGCAGGCAUGGAUGGUAACACGGUUAUGCAAACAUACUAAUGCCUGAUAUGUUGUCCUUAAAUCUCAACUUCAGCGGAGCAGAAUUCCACAGAUGACAGGCACCCUGCCAGUAGCAAUCACUUUGCCACUCCCACACUAAGACAAAUAUAAAAGUUGUAUACUGUUCUUUGUAAGCCUUUUUUGUAUUUUUAAUAUCUGCGUGUGUCUUGUGACAUCUUUGUUUUAAGUAUUUAUACGUGCUAUUUUAAAAAUAAAGCCUUUGGUAUCCCCAUAUGUC